Messenger RNA from Pangasianodon hypophthalmus (striped catfish), 2757 nucleotides. RefSeq names its product nitrilase family, member 2 (gene nit2). The coding region runs from base 57 to 911 and encodes 284 amino acids. The record is from RefSeq and is a predicted model, not a curated record. Gene Ontology annotation, biological process: L-glutamine metabolic process; oxaloacetate metabolic process. Gene Ontology annotation, cellular component: mitochondrion. The transcript has 10 exons. Gene Ontology annotation, molecular function: omega-amidase activity. NCBI's taxonomy places the organism in Eukaryota, Metazoa, Chordata, Actinopteri, Siluriformes, Pangasiidae.
GGUCUGUGGCGGAAGAGAGUCAGGACUCAGUGGACUGAGGUGAGUGUGAACUCUUCAUGUCUGGGAGCAUAAGAGCUAUGUCGAAGUUUCGUCUGGCUGUGGUGCAGCUGCACGUGACCAAGUUAAAGGCUGACAACUUGUCUCGAGCUCAGAAGCUGGUGAAGGAGGCAGCAGGUCAGGGGGCAAAGGUCGUGGUCUUACCUGAGUGCUUCAACUCUCCGUAUGGGACGGGAUACUUUGCGGAAUAUGCGGAGAAAAUUCCGGGAGAAACGACUCAGGUCCUGGCGAAGGUCGCGAAGGAGUGUGGGAUUUAUCUAGUAGGAGGCUCCAUUCCAGAGGAGGAUGAAGGGAAGCUCUUUAACACCUGCUCAGUUUUUGGGCCUGAUGGGAAAUUACUGCUGAAACACAGGAAGAUCCAUCUGUUUGACAUCGACAUUCCCGGGAAAAUCCGCUUCCAGGAGUCAGAGACGCUGAGUCCGGGGAGCAGUUUAUCCAUGUUUGAAACUUCGUACUGUAAAGUCGGAGUCGGGAUCUGCUAUGACAUGCGCUUUGCAGAACUCGCACAGAUCUACGCAAAGGAAGGUUGUCAGCUGUUGGUUUACCCCGGAGCCUUUAACAUGACCACAGGACCUGCUCACUGGGAGCUGCUUCAGAGAGCGCGGGCAGUGGAUAAUCAGGUGUACGUGGCCACGGCUUCACCAGCGAGAGACGAGAGCGCCAGCUACGUGGCCUGGGGUCACAGCUCAGUCGUCAACCCCUGGGGUGAAGUGAUCACAAAAGCACAAUGUGAAGAGAGCAUAGUGUACGCUGAUAUCGACCUGCAGUACUUGGCUGACGUGCGUCAACAGAUCCCAAUCACAACGCAGAGACGUAACGAUAUAUACGCGGUUAACACUGUUAACGAGGGCUGAGUCUGCGUGAGAACAUCGUUGCUAAAAGCAGACGAACGGUUUGCCUCCCUGUUUACAUCUGGUCGUUUCAUCUGUCUCAGAUCUGGAUUGGAUUCUGCUGAUUUCAGCUUUUCCCAUGUGUUUUGGUUAACUGCUUUGAAAGUCAUUUGCAUGCAGAUCAGUUUAUGAUAAUUCACUGCUGGAAUUCUGUGUUGCUGCUGAUUUGAACUAUGCAAAAGAUGGGUGCUGUAACUUGAAAUUUUGCAUGGUGCUUUAAAUUACCUCAGACUUCAGCAGUCAUGGAUCAUGUGAAUCAUGUGUGUUAUGAUGUAUUUCAUUAAAAGGAUUUUUGGGUCUGGCUAAAAUGCAUCCGAAACCCCUCUUUCCAGGCAUAAUCCUGAUAAUCCUUAUCCAGAUUUAAUAAUAAUUACUCCUAUUCAGACGUAAUCCAAAUAAUCCCCAUCCUGACAUAAUCCCAAUAAACCCUAAUCCUGGUGAUCCCCAUCCUUAUAUAAUCCAGAUGAUCCCUAUCCGAAUAUAAUCCUGAUAUUCCCAAUCCAGAUAUACUCCCAAUAACUCCUUUUUGGAUUUAAUCACACUCUCGUUCUCUUUGUCCUGGUCAGGUUCGCAGUGGAUCUGGAGCCUGUCCUGGGACAACUGGGUGUGGGGUGGGAAUACACUAGAUGGGACAGCAGUCCAUCACAGUUCUAGUAAUUCCUGUAUGGAUAUAAUCCCUAUCUGGAUAUAAUCCUGCCAGUCUGUGUCCUGAUAUAAUCUUGUUAUUCCAUAUCCAGAUAUAAUACCAGUAUGUCCUAUCUGGAUGUACCUAAAAUAUCUUUCUGGAUAUAAUCCAGAUAAUCUCUAUCUAGAUCAUUUGAUAAUCCCUGUCCAGAUAUAAUCCUUUUAUUCCAUAUCUAGACAUAAUCCCUAUACCCAAAAAUCCCUAUCUGUAUAUAAUUCCAAUAAUUGCUAUUUGGAUAUAAUAAUGAUAAUCCCUGCCUAAAUAUAAUCCUUAUCAUCUCUGUUUGGAUAUAAUCCUGUUAUUCCCUAUUUACAUAUAAUUCCAAUAAUCCCUAUUGGGAUAUAAUCCUUGUAACCCUUUCUUGGAUAGAAUCCUGAUAAUCCCUCUCUAGAUAUCAUCACUAUCUGGAUAUAAUCCUGUUAUUUCCUAUCCAGAUAUAGGUUUAUCCUGAUCAUUUUUCAGGAUAUAAUCCCUAUAAUCCCUUUCUGGAUAUAGUGUCGAAAAUCCCUAUAUAGAUAAAUUCUCGAUAAUCUCUAUCUGGAUAUAAUCCCUGUAGUUCCUUUUUGGAUAUAUUCUGGAUAAUCUAUAUUCAGAUAUAUCCAGAUAUAAUCCUUAUAAUCCCCAUCCAGAUAUAAUACCUAUAUUCCCUAUCUGGAUAUAGUCCUGAUAAUCCCUGUAUGGAUAUGAUCAUGGAGAUCCCUUUGAGAACAUAACUAUGAUACCUGAAACCAGCAGGUCUAAACAGUGUCUCUGUUGAAUGUUUGAAACGUGAUCAGGGAACAGGUUUAACCGUCACAAAGUGCCUGAAAAACCAGCUUUCUCAGUCGUAUAUCAGUAUUCAGUCUCAGGACUGAAAAAUAUAAUUAUUUUUAAUGUUAAAGAAAUUACAGCUUUAAGUAAAUCUAGGAAAGUUAUGGCGUUUUACUUUUAAUGAUGUAUUUAACAUUGUGAGUGAAUACUGUGAAUACUGUUUAAAUCCUCUUGUGGGAAGUGUCUCUGAUUGACAGGUCACAGAUCGAGUGGAUCCUGUUUAAGAGUUUAAAUGCUUGUUCUGUUGCAAAGUAAGCUGACUAGAAUCAAUGCUGUGACAAUGGAAAAAUAAUUAAAAUUUCUACUCCAAUCUGA